UGAGACGUGAUUGGCUGUCAGUACAGGAGUGAUUUCCUGUAGCGCCUCCGCGGCCGUGAUUUCUUCCUGCUUUGAGUUCCUUUUAUUUCGCUUUAAUUUGGGGCCAACAUGACGGAAAGUGUUUGUCUGUGAGCGAGUUAUUUGUUCCCCACGGGCAGCUGCGGGUUGCCAGGACGAUGUCUCACCUGUGUGCCUCGGCAGCGGCAACAGGUGUGCAGACUUGAAGGUGAUCUCAUCUCGGGACACCUGUUGCUCCACUUUGGACGCACAACGACGAGGAGGAGCGAGCGUGGACUUUGUCUCGGAUACAUCCAUUAAAUAUUCAUUUAAUUCAACGUUUAUUGAGCUAUUAUGAAAGUCACGGUGACAUUUGGCGACAGGGCCGUGGUAGUUCCGUGUAAACCUGGAUGGACUGUCCGGGAUUUAAUGGAACAAGCCACGCGGAGAUACCGCAGGAUUUUGGAUCAGGAUGGAAGGAGUGGCGUGAAUACACACCACCUGGAGUACACUGAUGGAGGCAUCCUCGACAUUGACGACCUGCUCACAGACCUCGUGGAAGACCGGGAUAAGCUGGUGGCGCUUUUUGAGGUGCAGCGUGGGACCACGGACAGUCCCAGAGAGAGCAUCUCUAAUGGCGAGUCCAGUGCGGCCCCCAGCCCGGAGCCCCUCAACUACUACUCGCACUUGCAGCUGCAGGAGCCAAUCAAAGGGGAGAUAGAAGUCAAUGAGGCUGUCCUCAAAUCUAACACACCCCUGCUAGUGAGGAGUAGCAGUGAGUCGGCAUUGGCCCCGCCCAUUGAGACCACCACGCCACCCGAAGACCGAAGUACGGAGACCUUCAAAACGGGAACCAACCAUGUGCUGAGGGGAGGUGCAGAGCAAGCCACCAAGAUGAGCUUGGCCACAUUUAGCGCCCUCACAAGGACGGUCCACUUGCUGGGGGACCGUGGGCCUCUGGGCAUCCAAGUUGUUCCCUACUGCUCAUCUCUUAGUGGACGGAUGCUGGGCCUCCUCAUUACAAACAUCGAGGAUAACAGUCGCACCAAAAAGGAGAAUAUCUUUCAAGAGGACGAGUGUAUCGUCCACAUUGACGGCAUAUCGCUGCAAGACAAGACCUUUGCUGAUUCACAGGAAUUGUUCCGCCAGGCCCUGUCCUCCCCAUCCAUGCACCUGGAGGUCCUUCCUGUCGCAAACAAGCCUCGCUACGAGAAGGGUCUGAUCGGCCAACUGUUCAACGGCGAAGGCAAAGAUCUAAAAGCAAAAAGUCCGGUGGUAACCCGGGCAAACAUUGACCUCCAGCCCGUCGCCAAGCAAGAGUCCAAACCCAACCCAGCGUCUCGAUGGCAAAAGGCAGCAGUCAAGACGCGAGAACUGCCCGCCAUGAACCCAGUCGCCAGCAACCCACAGUCGGCAGCUGCCCAGGCUAGAAAUGCCCCGCUGGAGAGGGUCUCUCCCACGUCCUUGCUCAAGAUGGCGAGCGCUUCCUCGCCGACUAGAACCCGCAGGCAGAGCCCGCCCGCUAGCAAGAGCAGCAACGUGCCUGAGCUUACAAACAAGAAAGGCAGCAAGAGGAUCAAAGUUGACCUAAAGAAAGGUGCGGAGGGUCUGGGCUUCACCGUGGUGACCCGGGACUCCGCUAACGGGCCUGGACCAAUCCUGGUGAAGAGCAUCCUGCCACGCGGCGCUGCAGUCAAAGAUGGCCGCCUGCAUCCUGGUGACCGCAUCCUGGAGGUGAACAACAUGGACAUGACAGGCCGCAGCCAGGAGGAGUUGGUGGCCAUGCUGCGCGGGACAAGACAGGGAGAAAGUGUGUGUGUGGUGGUGGCGAGACAGGAGGACAUCUUCCUGCCACGGGAACUGAAAGGUGAAGACGACAGCAGUCGGGUGCUGGAGGACGGCAGGGAGCAGCUCGUGUACGAGAUUCCACUCAACGAGACGGGUUCCGCCGGCCUGGGGGUCAGCUUGAAGGGCAACAAGUCGAGAGACGGCGAGGACCUGGGGAUUUUCAUCAAGUCCAUUAUCCACGGAGGUGCUGCCUACAAGGACGGCCGGUUGAGAGUCAACGACCAGCUAAUUGCAGUAAAUGGCGAAGCACUGCUUGGACGAUCCAACCACACCGCCAUGGAGACACUGAGACGAUCCAUGUCGUCGGAGGGCAACACCCGGGGUACCAUCCAGCUUGUGGUGCUGCGGGCCUGCAGAGUGGAGGAGCCUGAGGGCCACCGUGCCUACGAGGGGGCUUCCAGACCCUCAGCGCUCACCGACAAAUACAUGACUGGCGGCUCCGGGGGUGCUCUCCAUCCUUCUGCCACCACCAAUGGCAACCAGGGUCACCAUGGCAAUAAGGAAGGCUUCCCCCCCAGCACAGUGGAGGACAUGACUGGAGACCCACAGCUGAAGUCCUUGCAAUACAGGAAGGGUCCGGCGGACAGCCAGGUGUACAAGCACAAGGACGACCUGCCUCGCAACAGGGCGUCCAAAAGCAUGGAUCUAGUGGCGGAUGAGAGCAACAUGAGAUCGCUGGUGGGACCUACCAAUGAGGACACCACUGGAGGAAGGCUGGGCCCGACCCUGGGACUCUGGAAGUCCAGCUCCCUGGAAAGUCUCCAGUCUGCCAUGUCGGAGGCCCAGCAGGAUCACAUCAAGGCCCGGGUGCCCUUUUAUCGGCCGCCGCCACAAAUGGUCCGAGGGCGCGGGUGCAACCAGAGUUUCCGCAUUGCCAUCGACAAGUCAUAUGAAGGCCCGUCGGAAGAUGACGACGACCUGUCUGAGCGCAGCUCCGGCCACGAAACGCCGGCCAGCAGCUCCUCCCGUCAGGACCUGGAUGUAGAAGAUGGGAGGAGUCUGAAGAAAGUCGGCGGGAAGAAGCAGGAGAAAAAGAGUAAAGGAAAGAAGAAACGUGAGGAGGCUGCAGACGAUGUGGACAAGAAGACCAAAAAGAAAGGUUUCGGUCUGUUGAGGUUUGGCAAGAAGAAGGAAGACAAGAGCAAAGAUGCGCUGCGAGUGGUGAAGAACAAGCUGGAAGCUCUGAGUGAGGAGGAGGGCGGCGGCAGAAACAGCUUUGAUCCGCGGUACGCCGAAAUCAACUAUGACCAGCUCACCCCGGACUCGGGCACGCUCCCGGACGUGGAAGACGACGACACCGACCCCAACUACGCCCGGAUCAACAACUUCCUUCAGCCGGACUCGCCACAGCUGCCUGGCCACACCCACUCCCUGGCGGCUCCCGUGACCGCGGCGGGCAAACAGCCUCAUCUGGACAACCUCUACGCCCAGGUGGUCAAGCCUCGGCAACAACCUGCAGAAAGUGAUCCGAGGUACCAGGCGGUGCGGCGGGAAUACCAGCCGGCCCGAGCGGCUCCGGCCUACGAUGAACUGGACACGGCGCGGCGUGGAGCCUUGGAGCACGACCCACACAGGGUUGCACCCAGACACGUUCACCUUUAUGAAGAAUUGGACGGGCCACACCACACACACACCAGGAGGGAUCCUUACGAUUACCUGAGCCACUCCAGAUCCGCCCACAGAGAGCCCGUCCGCUACCAAGACAGCAGCCUGCCUCAGGUGGCGUCUGCCAACCAACGCCACUACCCCGCAGCCACCAGGCUGGACGUCCCCGCCUCUCCUGCUGCGGGCCGCCAAGGGCGCCAUUAUUACGAGGCUGCAGGAGGGAGGGGCGACGGCUACCGACAGGACAGCCCCGGUCGCUACGGCUACGAGGACGAAAGACAGCGUGACCCGCGAGUAAAGAACCCGAUGAUCGGAGCGGUUUGAAGUGUUUAUCCGGUCCCCACUUGACAAGAAUGUGUGUGUGAAAUGUGCUGAGUAUUUAGCAGCAUGUAUUUAUAACAUUUUAGCCAAGACAAUUACAAAAACUGAGGUUGUAUUGCCUUUACACAUGAAACAAACGUAGAUUUCACAUUUAUUUGAGGACGUUUCUAGCCACACAAGAUGUCUAAAUCUCAGAGUUUGUUAUUGUCCACCUUUUUGUUUGUUUGUACAAUAUCAUUUUGUGGUGUUUUAGUAGCACAUAAAAAGUUAGAUCAACUGCUGGUGAACUUUUUCUACAAUGAUUUUGCAUGAAAUAAAUGUGUAAUUUCUUGAA
Messenger RNA from Nerophis ophidion (straightnose pipefish), 4105 nucleotides. It is a transcript of the gene pard3ba, whose product is annotated as par-3 family cell polarity regulator beta a. Lineage: Eukaryota; Metazoa; Chordata; Actinopteri; Syngnathiformes; Syngnathidae. Gene Ontology annotation, biological process: establishment of cell polarity; establishment of centrosome localization; intracellular protein localization. Gene Ontology annotation, molecular function: phosphatidylinositol binding; protein binding. Gene Ontology annotation, cellular component: apical plasma membrane; apical junction complex; cell cortex. The record is from RefSeq and is a predicted model, not a curated record.